Nicotiana tabacum (common tobacco) is the source of this 4120-nucleotide messenger RNA. Its product is annotated as ubiquitin C-terminal hydrolase 12. Gene Ontology annotation, biological process: protein deubiquitination; regulation of protein stability; DNA topological change. NCBI's taxonomy places the organism in Eukaryota, Viridiplantae, Streptophyta, Magnoliopsida, Solanales, Solanaceae. Gene Ontology annotation, cellular component: nucleus; cytosol. The record is from RefSeq and is a predicted model, not a curated record. Gene Ontology annotation, molecular function: cysteine-type deubiquitinase activity; double-stranded DNA binding; protein binding.
CUAAUUUCUCUUCUUCGUCGCCUAGCCCAAGGACUCGAACUCAAGAAAGUCCUUGGAUCGAUUCGAUCGCUUCUACACAUUGCUUUCUUCUUAUUCAUCGCCGAAUCGCCGAUUUUCCGGUCACAGUUCUCCGGCAAUGACUCUCAUGACUCCUCCUCCAGUAGACCCAGAAGAGGACGAGAUGCUCGUUCCUAAUUCAGAUUUUCCUGUUGAAGGUCCUCAGCCAAUGGAAGUUGCGACUGCGGAUACAGCUAGUACGGUGGAUGGACCGCCAGUGGAUGAUCCGCCAUCUGCUCGGUUCACAUGGACAAUAGAAAACUUUUCAAGGUUGAAUACAAAGAAGCUAUACUCGGAUGUUUUCCAUGUGGGAGGAUAUAAAUGGAGGAUAUUGAUAUUUCCUAAAGGGAACAAUGUGGACCAUUUGUCAAUGUAUUUAGAUGUUGCGGAUUCACUGGCAUUGCCUUACGGGUGGAGUAGACAUGCUCAGUUUAGCUUAGCUGUUCUCAACCGAGUCCAUAACAAGUUUACAGUGAGGAAAGAUACUCAACACCAGUUUAAUGCAAGAGAGAGUGACUGGGGUUUCACGUCCUUCAUGCCUCUUAGUGAAUUAUAUGAUCCUAUCAGAGGUUAUCUUGUGGAUGAUACAGUAAUAGUUGAAGCUGAUGUUGCUGUGCGUAGGGUCAUUGAUUACUGGUCUCAUGACUCGAAGAAGGAAACUGGUUGUGUUGGCCUUAAGAAUCAGGGAGCUACUUGUUAUAUGAACUCUCUCCUCCAAACAUUGUACCAUAUUCCUUACUUUAGAAAGGCUGUGUAUCAUAUGCCAACAACUGAGAAUGACAAUCCAUCCGGGAGCAUCCCUUUGGCUCUACAGAGUUUGUUUUAUAAGCUACAAUACAGUGACACUAGUGUAGCAACAAAAGAGUUGACAAAGUCCUUUGGAUGGGAUACAUAUGAUUCUUUCAUGCAGCAUGAUGUACAAGAACUCAACAGGGUUCUUUGUGAAAAACUUGAAGAUAAGAUGAAGGGAACCGUUGUAGAGGGCACAAUACAACAAUUAUUCGAGGGGCAUCAUAUGAAUUAUAUUGAAUGUAUCAAUGUGGACUAUAAAUCAACAAGAAAAGAAUCUUUUUAUGAUUUGCAGCUUGAUGUCAAAGGGUGUCGUGAUGUCUAUGCUUCUUUUGACAAGUAUGUUGAAGUAGAACGCCUUGAGGGUGAUAAUAAGUACCAUGCAGAAAAAUAUGGUUUACAGGAUGCUCGAAAAGGUGUACUUUUCAUUGAUUUCCCUCCUGUUCUUCAGCUUCAAUUAAAACGAUUUGAAUAUGAUUUUGUGCGGGAUACUAUGGUCAAGAUAAACGACAGAUAUGAGUUUCCUUUAGAACUCGAUCUUGAUAGAGAGAAUGGCAAAUACUUAUCUCCUGAUGCAGAUCGAAGUGUUCGCAAUCUCUAUACGCUUCACAGUGUUCUGGUUCACAGUGGUGGGGUCCAUGGGGGACACUAUUAUGCUUAUAUCAGGCCAACACUCUCUGAUCAAUGGUUUAAAUUUGAUGAUGAGCGUGUGACAAAAGAAGAUUCAAAGAGGGCUUUGGAAGAACAAUAUGGUGGUGAGGAGGAGUUACCUCAUGCAAACCCUGGGUUCAACAAUUCACCAUUCAAAUUUACAAAAUAUUCAAAUGCAUAUAUGCUUGUUUAUAUACGUGAAAGUGACAAAGAAAAGAUUAUCUGCAAUGUGGACGAAAAGGACAUAGCGGAGCAUCUCAGGGUAAGGCUGAAGAAAGAGCAAGAUGAAAAGGAGCAAAAGAGAAAGGAAAAAGCAGAGGCUCACCUUUAUACAAUAAUCAAGGUUGCUCGUGAUGAAGACCUUGGCGAACAAAUUGGAAAAGAGAUUUAUUUUGAUCUUGUGGAUCAUGACAAAGUCCGUAGUUUCCGUAUCCAGAAACAGAUGGCAUUUACACAAUUCAAGGAGGAAGUUGCUAAGGAAUUGGGUAUACCGGUGCAAUUUCAGCGUUAUUGGCUAUGGGCAAAACGACAAAACCACACUUAUCGGCCUAAUCGGCCAUUGACACCUCAAGAGGAAGCUCAAUCAGUUGGACAACUGAGGGAGGUCUCUAAUAAAGCAAAUAACGCUGAGCUAAAACUGUUUUUGGAAGUUGAAUUUGGCCUGGAUUUGCGACCUUGUCCUCCACCUGAGAAAACCAAAGAAGAUAUUCUUCUAUUUUUCAAACUGUAUGACCCUCUGAAAGAGGAGAUGAGGUAUGUUGGGCGGCUCUUUGUAAAAGGUAGUGGCAAGCCAUUGGAGAUAUUGCCCAAGCUAAAUGAGCUGGCUGGCUUUUCGCCUGACGAAGAGAUUGAACUCUUUGAGGAAAUAAAAUUUGAUCCCAACGUGAUGUGUGAACCCAUUGAUUGGAAGCUAACAUUUCGUGGCAGUCAGCUUGAAGAUGGGGACAUUAUCUGUUUUCAGAAACCCCUUCGAAGUCAAACUAGUGAACAAUAUCGAUUUCCUGACGUUCCUUCAUUUUUAGAGUACGUGCACAAUCGCCAGGUUGUUCGCUUCCGCUCAUUGGAAAAACCCAAGGAGGAUGAUUUCAGUCUUGAGUUGUCGAAGCGGAACAACUAUGAUGAAGUAGUUGAAAGAUUGGCUCGCCAUCUUGGCUUGGAUGAUCCAUCAAAAAUAAGGCUUACAUCACAUAACUGCUACUCACAGCAACCAAAACCUCAGCCAAUAAAGUAUCAAGGAGUGGACCGUCUUACAGAAAUGCUUGUUCAUUAUAAUCAGACUUCAGACAUUUUGUAUUAUGAAGUCCUCGAUAUUCCGUUACCAGAGCUGCAGUGCUUAAAAACUCUCAAAGUCGCCUUCUAUAAUUCUGCAAAAGAUGAAGUGACAAUCCAUACUAUUAGAUUGCCGAAACAAAGUACUGUAGAUGAUGUCCUUAAUCAUCUCAAGACAAAGGUUGAGUUGUCACAUCCAGAUGCUGAACUAAGAUUGCUGGAAGUUUUCUACCACAAAAUAUAUAAGAUUUUUCCACCUACUGAAAGGAUUGAGAACAUAAAUGAUCAAUACUGGACCUUGCGUGCAGAGGAGAUCCCCGAAGAGGAGAAAAACCUGGGUCCUCAUGAUCGCUUGAUUCAUGUUUACCAUUUUAUGAAGGACACGACUCAAAAUCAAGCACACGUACAAAACUUUGGGGAGCCCUUUUUCCUGGUUAUUCAUGAGGGUGAGACACUGACUGAAGUUAAAGCCCGCAUUCAGAAAAAAUUGCAGGUUCCAGAUGAGGAGUUUUCUAAGUGGAAGUUUGCGUUUUUGUCCAUGGGCCGUCCUGACUAUCUCCAGGAUUCAGAUGUUGUGUCCAAUCGCUUUCAGAGGAGAGAUGUUUAUGGUGCUUGGGAGCAGUAUCUUGGAUUAGAGCAUGCUGACAAUGCUCCUAAAAGGUCAUAUGCUAGCAACCAGAACCGACAUACUUUUGAGAAGCCUGUUCGGAUCUACAACUAAUCUUCUAAAUGGCUGACCAAUAUCUUCGAUGGGGCAUGUAAAAUCUCGCAAAGAAGCAGCACUAGCUUCAGCAGAAGAUAUCAGUGUGGCAGUUGAUGCAGGGAUGUCUUCGUGGUGGUAAUAUAACUUUUGCCCUCCGAACGUGGUUAAGCAUAUGAGCUUACAAUCUAUUUCGGCAAGCAACACAAUAUUCGAUUCAAGUAGGUUUAGGUGGCAGAAACCGUUGAUUCAACUGUAAUUUUAGGCGAUGCACAUGAUUUUUGGGUGGGCCCAUGUAUAGAGGGUAUAGAUCUUCGUUUUGACAUUGUCCUGUUUUGUCGUUCCUAUUCCUCCCUAUUGCCUUUUUCAGUUCUCUCAUAACUAGAUUUCGAUGGAAAAAUAACAAUCUAGAGGAACACAAUGCUGGGAUAUUCUAUAGCGACAUUGUUGUAGAGCAAUUGAAAGGGAUGAAUCACAAUUCGAUAGUGUCUUUAUUUGCAAAAUGUCUAACUUAUAGCUAGUUAGAUACUCCUAUUAGAUUUGUAUGAUCAAUUUGGGUUAAUACAAGUCUAUUGUGGUUGUCAUUUAUCAGAACAAUUGUACAUCUACUUUUUCUGUUUAAUUUUGGAUGAAAUAGAAGUAGCAGAAUGCUUA